UCCGGUAGGGAUCUGGUCUGAAAGUAUUGUUUUUUUUCUGAUCGGUUGGGCGUGCGGUAAAAUCGAACAAAUGUUGUUUUGCUGUUGACCGCUGUCUGCAACCUCCCUGAAUGCCUACGGACACGAAGUACUAAUCUGCUAUCUGUCCUAACCCUUCCCUCUAACUGAGUAAACAGUACAGCCUGAUUCUGAUUAGAUUGUUGUUCUAUGUGUGAACUCUAGUCCGAAUUUUAUUUUAUUUUAUUUGAAAAAAAAUAAAAUAUUAACUGGGUAUGGUUGACGGCGCAGCCUCUGGCGGUUCUGGGAAUGACAAAGGCAAGGAUCCUGUGGUUCCCAAAACCGCCAUUGAGCUGGAGAUUGAGAAGGAGGAGGCGGUUGCAGAGGAAAGCUGCAAGAGGAUUGAGAAGCUGAGGAGAGAGAAGGAUGAAGGAGACCGAAAGGCUCAGAAUGAGGCCAGACGGGCAGUGCUGGCAGAACAUUUCUUGGCCGCUGAAUCUGAUGAAAGAUUCAGUGACACUAACAGGAAGUUGGCUGAGUGGAUCCGUUUGGGGUUCACUUCAAUCAAAGAUGCCCUCACUGCCUGGAUGGACCGGGCUGCUGCAAUAGAAGACCGUUUGACUACAGUUGAAGCCAAACAAUCUUCUAUUGUAGAGUCCCUGGAUCGAAUCAGGCAAGAUCUCAUUACCUCUCCCCACUCAGCUACCUCUACUCCUCGUCAGUCAGUCAAACCCGAACCUAAAUCGGUUCCUACUCCCCCUGCAACACCACCCCCUUCUCCCAAGGGAAAGCUUGCUUCGCCUAAUAAGCAACAGGCUGUCCCUGAGGAUCUCAGACUGGGUGCUGGCAGCUCAGGCCAGCAGGAACAACGUUUCCCCAAGAUGAUGCAACCUGACAAAUUCAUUGGUGAUGACGCCAAAGUGGAUGUGUCAGAUUGGAUCGCUUCAAUGAAGUCCUAUCUGAGGGGAUUCAUCUGCCCAGAGGUUAACAAGGUGCAGUCCACUGUGGCCCUGUUCGGUGGGUCAGCAUUGAAGUGGGCGACCUCUGAGGGUACCAAGUCUCAGCAGCAGUUAUCAGAUUGGGCUGUUGCAGCAGGAUUAGAGACCAUCUUCCAGGGUCUGGAGGCGAGGUUUGCAGACAAAGAGAAGGCCCGCAAAGCUGCAGACGAGCUGGUUAGUCUUGGCCAGACAAAGUACAGGGGUUCCCUGGCCAAGCUCUAUGCAGAAUUUGAGCGCCUCACCUCUACUUCCGGUUUGGAGAUGUUUGACAUGGACCAACUGACUUGGUUCAUCAGGGCAGCUCCUGAGAAAUAUACCACGGCCUUGUACUUUGCAGGACACAAGGAUUGGCGAUCUUUUGGCCGAGCAGCCUUGGACAUGGAGGCAACACUCCACGUUCAGUCCAUUCCCCAGAAGGGAGGCAACCCCUCUUCCCAGAGUAGGAGGAAGGGAAAGGGGAACUUGUACGCCAUGGCGUCUGAUGAUGACUCUGCAGGCACUAGCCAGGGGGGAUCUACUCCCCCAGCUGGCCAGGGUGCAGGAGCAGACCAGGCUGCUCAAUUGCUGGCCCAGGCACUGCAAGCCCUCACUGGAGGCAAGCAGUUUCAGGGACAAAAGCCCUCCUCUCCUAAGGGGUCAGACAAAUGCCCCAAUGGUCCCCAACAGCAAAACCUCCCAAAGUUUGCCAAGUGCCCAGCCAAUUCAGAUUCCUCCCCUUCUCAGAUUGAUCUUUCCAUUCAACGGGUGGUUGAUGAGUUUUCUGAUUUGGCUCAGGAGCCUAUUGGACUGGUCCAUAGGCAGACCAAGCAUCAUAUUCAGAUUCUGCCUGACUCUACCCCUCCUAAGGGAAGAGUCUAUAGGAUGUCACCUGUUGAACUGGAUGAGUUGAGGAAGCAGCUAGAGUCCUUGACAGAGAAGGGAUGGAUCAGGCCCAACUCAUCUGAGUAUAGGGCACCAGUUCUCUUUGCUCCAAAGGGAAAUGGUGAACUCAGGAUGUGCAUUGACUAUAGGGGCCUAAACAAGAUCACUAGGAAGAGCUUUGUGCCCUUGCCUAGGAUCGAUGACCUGGUGGACAUGGUGCAGGGUUGCAAAGUCUUCAGCAAAAUUGAUCUGAAAUCCGGGUAUCAUCAGAUCGAAAUGGCUAAAGAGGAUGUGCACAAGACCCGGUAUAGCACCUAUGAGUUCCUGGUCAUGCCUUUUGGUUUGUGUAAUGCACCAGGGACAUUCCAAACUGAAAUGAAUAGGAUUUUCAGACCCUUCCUUGACCGCUUUGUUGUUGUGUACCUGGAUGACAUUCUGGUUUUCAGCAAAGAUGUCAAGGAACAUGCAGACCACCUCAGGAAAGCUCUGCAGGUCCUGAGAGAACAUAAGUAUAAACUGAACAAAGAGAAAUCAUCAUUUGGUGUUUCCUCUGUUUUAUACUUAGGUCAUGUGAUUUCUGCAGAUGGUUUAUCCCCUGAUGCCUCUAAAGUGGCUGCUGUCAGGGAAUGGCUACAACCACAAACUGUGAGGGACAUCAGAUCUUUGAUGGGGUUAGCCUUUUACUACAGGAAGUUUAUCAGAAACUUUUCCUCUAUUGCUACACCCCUGACAAAUCUGCUAGCUAAGGAUGUUCCCUUCAGGUGGACAACCACUUGUCAGUUAGCUUUCUCCAGAUUGAAGAAAACACUCACCCAAACACCUGUGCUGAAAUUGUCUAACCCUACCUUGCCAUUUGUGUUGACCACAGAUGCAAGUCAAUAUGGCGUUGGUGCAGUGCUUCAGCAAGAUGAUGGGACUGGUCUGAAGCCGGUGGAGUUCAUGAGUAAGAAAAUAAAGGUGCAAAAAAUUCAGGCAUCUACUUAUGAAAAGGAACUGAAUGCUCUCGUCUGUGCCCUUAAACAGUGGAAACAUUUCUUGCUUGGGAGACACUUCAAGAUCUAUUCUGAUCACUCCACUCUACAGUGGAUGAAGACCCAAGGUGAGUUAAAUGAUAAACUGGAAAGGUACAUUCAGUUCAUUGACGGAUUUGACUUUGAACUGAAGCACAAGAAGGGAUGCUAUAAUAGGGUUGCUGAUGCGUUGUCACGUAGACCUGAUUCAUUUGCUGCCAUUGUUGACACUUACUCCUUUGCUGAUUCCACCAGACAGGCCAUCGCUGAUGCGUUGCCUCAGGACCCAGUCUUUGGCCAUAUUCUUAGGAAUCUACAGGGUGACCCCAAUUCUGAGUCAGGCUAUGCCUUGACUUCUGGCUUGCUGUACACAAUCAGCGAGGGGGAAGAGCGUCUGUGCAUCCCUAAUGAUCGCAAGAUCAUUACUCAUCUGAUCUCAGAGAGUCAUGAUGCUCGCGGACACUUUGGGUUCUUAAAGACGUAUGCUGCCCUGACCCARCGCUUCUAUUGGUCUAAGAUGAAGGACGAUAUCCUGCAUUACUUGGAGACCUGCGAGUUGUGYCAAAGGAAUAAGGUYCACARGCGGCCUCCUAUGGRACUACUCAAACCUCUAYCUAUCCCUGAUGGUCCAGGUGAGUCAGUGUCCAUUGACUUCACAGACCUGGGCAAGACUACGCCACGUGGGAUGAGACAGGUAAUGGUUUGUGUUGAUCGAUUCUCUAAGUAUGUUGAGUUUAUCCCCUUACCUGCUGAGGCCAGAGUACCUCUGGUCAGAGAGCUCUUUUGUGAGAGGUGGGUAAAUGUCCAUGGGUGCCCAACCUCCAUUGUCAGCRACAGAGAUCCCARAUUUUGCAGYGAUGAUUGGCAGUCCUUCUGUAAGGACUACCUACAUUCUAGACUAGACAUGACCUCUGGGAGACAUCCGGAAGCCAAUGGACAGGCUGAAGUGAUGAACCAGGUCUUGUUUCAGUUGCUGCGCCCUGUGAUCACGCCUGAUCAGCAGGACUGGGACAGACAUCUGUCACGGGCGCAACUAAUGUAUAAUACAUCUGUUCACAGCACUACAGGCUUUACACCCUACAGGCUACACUUUGCAAGAGACCCCAGGCAACCUCUGGAUGAUCUAAUCGACAAGUCUAAGCCUAAACUAACUCCUGGCACGGCCGAGUUCACCAAGAGUUAUGAGAAAGACCUAGAGAAAGCUAGAACAAACAUGUUCAAGGCCCAGAAGAGGAUGAUCGAACAGGCUAAUAAGCAUCGCUCUCCCUCUACUAUUGGCCAGGUCACUGGGUCUGGGUGAAAAGAUCUGAACUAACUGAUGAGCAGGAUAUUUCAAGAAAGUUGUUGCCUGUCUACUAUGGCCCAUGGAAGGUACUUGAUACGGUGGGGGCAGAUCCACUUGGACCUUCCUAUGUGCUUGCUGUACCGCCUCAUAUCAAGACCUAUCCGGUCUUCCAUGCCUCAAAACUGCCUCCUUUCACGUCUGCUGAUGCAUUCCCUGAUAGGCCCCCGCAGUUUGGACCCCCAAUCCCUGGAAAGGGAUACGAAGUUGAGAGCAUCGAAGAUCAGUGGGGCACAAGCCCCAACUGUGAAUUCCUUGUGAAGUUCCUUUUCCAACCUCACACAGAGGACCGAUGGUUGAACUUCUCAAGUCUGCAAAUUCAGUUGUACACGCCUAUGAGGCUGAACAGAAGAGGCAACCUCUCAGACGUUCUCCUCGUGGACACUCCUAGCUCGGGGUCCUCGCUCCCCGGGAGGGUAGGAAUGCAAUGAAUUGCAGGGAAAUGC
Messenger RNA from Chara braunii, 4654 nucleotides. NCBI's taxonomy places the organism in Eukaryota, Viridiplantae, Streptophyta, Charophyceae, Charales, Characeae. The record is from the annotation of a GenBank genome assembly.